Colletotrichum chrysophilum is the source of this 5319-nucleotide messenger RNA. RefSeq lists its product as uncharacterized. The transcript has 2 exons. Bases 1 to 5319 code for a protein of 1772 amino acids. Gene Ontology annotation, molecular function: ABC-type peptide transporter activity; ATP binding; ATP hydrolysis activity. Gene Ontology annotation, biological process: transmembrane transport. NCBI's taxonomy places the organism in Eukaryota, Fungi, Ascomycota, Sordariomycetes, Glomerellales, Glomerellaceae. The record is from RefSeq and is a predicted model, not a curated record. Gene Ontology annotation, cellular component: fungal-type vacuole; fungal-type vacuole membrane.
AUGAGCAACUUUGCUCAGUGUAGCUGGCCAAUAUGGCAGAUCGAUGAUCUCACGCCGUGUUUCCAGCAGGACUAUCUGAAGAUUCUCUUCCCUCUGAUUAUAAUAGGAUUUUCAUUCCUCCACCUCGCCGUGCAGACUCUUCGAAGCAUCUCCAAGAAUCGCAAACAUGGAUACGAACAGGUUUCUGACGAACAUCACCACUCGCAUACCGAGCUUCCUCCCGACGAGACCGCCGACGACGAUGAGGACGACGACGAGGCACUCACCAUGAACGGCGGUGGCCGCUUGGCUCUGGUCAAGACCACCACCAAGGGAUCCAUUGUCCAGGCCGACAGUCCUCACGGUCAGAACCUGUCCAUCGUCGUGGAGGAGCUUGCAAUUGCUGGUCUGAUUGCCAUUCACAUUAUUUCUUUGGUGACUGGCUCCGUUGCCGGCGGCCACGGCUUGAUCGUCACCAUCGUCGGCCUCGUCAACUGGGUUUACGUCGCUAUCCUUGUCACACUGCGCCUCUUCCUGGGAAACACAAAGUGGCGCGUGCCUCGCAUCUGGAACCACACGGCCUUCAUCUACCUCUUCCAGUGGCUGUUUACCAUUGCAAUCUUCCGCUCUGUCAUUGUCCACCCGCCUCCUCAGCUCGCGCAGAUCCUCGUCAUUCUCGAGUUUGCGUUGACCACCCUGCUGUUUGGCCUUGCUGUCACCACGAGAAAGGGCAACAAGACGGUGUUGUUGGAGUGGGAAGAUGGAAUUGAGCCUUCUCGCGAGCCUUUGGCCUCCCUCUUCUCCUUGGCUACCUUCUCCUGGUUCGACCCCUUGAUCCUGCGCGGAUACAAGGAGACUCUUGAGAUGAAGAGUGUCUGGAACCUCAUUCCCAAGGAGAAGGCUGCGGCCGUAUUGGCGGACUACAGAACACUCAAGAGGACCGGGGCCCUGUCAUGGCACUUGAUCAAGUACUUCAAGGCCGAGCUUCUAAGCCAAUUCGCCUUGGCAGUCCUGGCUGGUAUCUUCACUUUCGCCCCAACGAUGUUGCUCAAGGCCAUCCUAGAGUAUGUGGAGCGCCCCGAAGGAGCUCCGAUCAACGUCCUGUGGCUGUACGUGAUCCUGCUGCCCGUUCUCGACAUCGUGAGAUCGUUCGCCGACGGCAUGGCUCUGUGGAUUGGUCGCAAGAUUUGCAUUCGCAUUCGUGCCAUCAUGGUUGGUGAAAUUUAUGCCAAGGCCCUUCGUCGCAAGGCCGCCGCAGGCAAAGAUAAAGAACUCGGCAUGAAGAAGCCUUCUGGUUCCGAGAAGAAGGGCUUCUUCGCAAAGGUCAAGUCCAAGUUGGGUUUCAAGAAGGCCAGCGACGCCGAGUCCGCCAACGGUGCCUCAAAGGACGCUGAGAAGAAGGACGACGAGCAGGCUAACCUGGGCACCAUCAUCAACCUGAUGUCUGUGGACAGCUUCAAGAUUUCUGAAGUCACCGCUUACCUCCACUUCAUCUGCGCAUCCGCUCCUACUCAGCUGGUCAUUGCGAUUGUUCUGCUCUGGCAAGUUAUGGGUCUCAGCGCCAUCCCCGGUCUCGUUGUCAUGGCUUUGCUCUUGCCCAUCAACUACAGCUUCGCCCGAGGCUUUGCCAACACGUCAAAGAAGAUCCUGGGAGCUACCGACAAGAGAAUCAAUGUGACCAACGAAGUCCUCCAAAACAUCCGCAUUAUCAAGUACUUCGCAUGGGAGGCUAAGUUUGGCCGAAUCGUGGACGAGAAGCGUGCUGCGGAGUUGAAGGCUCUCCGAUCCCGCUACAUCAUCUGGUCUUUCGCGGUUGCCGUUUGGAACUCCGUGCCUGUUCUCAUCACCUUCUUCUCUUUCCUGAUGUACACUCUCGUCGAGAAGAAGCCCCUUUACCCCUCCGUGGCCUUCACUGCCAUCUCGCUUUUCAUGCUUCUGCGUGUUCCUCUCGAUCAAAUGGGAGACAUGUUUGCUCACGUUCAGGAAACCAAGGUCUCUUUGGACCGUGUCGAGGAGUUCCUCACCGAGGAGGAGACGGAGAAAUACGAGCAACUUGGCGAGGACAAUGUGGACGAGAACGGCAACAAGGUUAUCGGCUUCCGCAAGGCAACUUUCAUCUGGGGUGGCAAGGACGUUGUCGCGGACGAUGGAUCGCUGGCUUUCCGUCUCAUGGAUAUGGACGUUGACUUCCGCAUCGGAAAGCUCAACAUCAUUGCUGGACCCACAGGUUCUGGAAAGACAUCUAUGCUCAUGGCCUUGCUGGGAGAAAUGACUCUGGUGGAUGGCAAGGUGUACUGCCCUGGUGGUCGCAGCCGUGAGGAAGUCCGCGCUGACCCCGAAACCCACUUGGCGGAUACGGUUGCUUAUGUCGCCCAAGCUGCUUGGCUUGUGAACGCCAACAUCAAGGAGAAUAUUCUUUUCGCUGCACCUUACGAUGAGAAGAGAUACCGAGACGUCAUUGUCGCUUGCGCCUUGGAGCGUGACCUGGAGAUUCUCGAUAACGGCGAUGAGACUCUGGUCGGUGAGAAGGGCAUUACUCUUUCUGGUGGCCAGAAGCAGCGUAUUUCUCUUGCCCGCGCCAUCUACUCCAACUCUCGGCACAUUCUUCUGGACGAUUGCCUCAGCGCCGUGGAUUCCCAUACCGCGCAAUGGAUCUUCAACAAUGCUAUCAAAGGUCCUCUCAUGGCCAACCGAACCUGCAUUCUCGUCACGCACAACCUUACAUUGUGCGCUCCCUCAUCCCACUACAUCGUCACUCUCGAAAAUGGCAGAAUUGGUGCUCAAGGUCCAUCGGGCGAACUCAUCGCCUCCGGUAAGCUCGGAGAGGAGAUCCAGAAGGCCGCCAUCAACUCCGCCACUGUCUCCCGCAUUCCGUCCCGUGUACCGUCUAGCGUCGGCGAGGAUGGUUCCGAAACCGUCGUCAACCCAGGCGACGAGAACACCACCGAUGCCCGAUCCAAGAAGAACGACAAGAAGAAGAAGGAGACGAAGGAUGCUAUGGAGGAACACAAGGCGGAGGGCUCCGUCAAGUGGCCUGUCAUCCAGUUGUACUUGUCAUCCAUGGGCCCUUGGUGGUUCUGGAUCGUUGCCCUCAGCGUCUUCGGUCUCCAGCAGCUUUCAGGUGUUGCAACUAGUUGGUGGGUGCGGGAGUGGGCCAAGCAGUAUCUUCAGACGGAAGAGCAGUCCAUGACAUUCUCGACUUCAUCUCACAGCUACAGCUCUCAGUCGUUGUCUCCCACUUACUUCGCCUCCAUCGCCAACAUUGGGGAGAGAAUCAGCUCGUCAUUCUCCACUACCGACAACUCCGACGUCAACGUUACUUACUACCUGACCAUUCUUGCCAUUAUCGGUGUCGCAGGCUCGGCCACAGCCUUCAUCAGAGAUAUUUGGGUCUUCUACGGUUCUUUGACAGCCUCUAAGAAGAUUCACAACGAUCUUAUCUCCCGCGUCUCGAGGGCCAAGUUCAAGUUCUUCGACGUUACUCCCUUGGGCCAGCUCAUGAACCGUUUCAGCAAGGACCUUGAGGCAGUCGACCAAGAAGUCGCUCCGAUCGCUAUUGGCGUCUUCGGAUGUGCCCUUGGAAUUCUAGUCACUGUCGUCCUGAUCACUGUCAUCACCCCUGGCUUCCUCAUCGCUGGUGUCUUCAUCACCGCUGCUUACUGGUUUGUUGGCUCGUUCUAUCUCCGAGCUUCUAGAGACUUGAAGCGCCUGGAAUCCGUCCAGCGAAGCCCUCUAUUCCAGCAAUUUGGCGAGACCUUGUCGGGAAUGACCACUAUUCGUGCCUAUGGUGAUGAGCGCCGUUUCAUCCGUGAGAACCUGACAAAGAUCAAUGUGCAGGCGCGUCCUUUCAUCUAUCUUUGGGCUGCUAACCGAUGGCUUGCUUUCAGAACUGAUGUUCUUGGAGACAUGGUGUCUUUCUUUGCUGGAGUCUUCAUCAUUUUCAGCCUUGGCACCAUCGAGCCUGGACUUGCCGGUAUUUCUCUCAGCUACGCCAUUGGAUUCACGGAGAACGUCCUGUGGCUCAUUCGCCUUUAUGCCAUCAAUGAACAGAACAUGAACUCAGUGGAGCGUAUCAAGGAGUACCUGGACGUUGAGCAAGAGGCUGAGCCCAUUGUGGAGAAGAACCGCCCCCCUGAGAACUGGCCCAGCCAGGGAUCUGUCGAAUUCAUCAACUACUCUACGCGUUACCGCCAGGAUCUUGACCCUGUCCUGAGAAACCUCAGCUUCAAGAUCAACCCCAAGGAGAAGGUCGGCAUUGUUGGCAGAACGGGAGCUGGCAAGAGUUCGCUAGCCUUGGCCAUCUUCAGAGCUUUGGAGGCCGACGAGGGCAAGAUCUUGAUCGACGACAUUGACAUCGGACUGAUUGGACUUCGGGACUUGAGAGAGUCUAUUACAAUCGUCCCCCAGGAUCCUACGCUCUUUAUGGGCACCAUCCGCAGCAACCUCGACCCCUUUGACGCGUACACGGAUGAGCAAAUUUUCGAGGCCCUCCGCAAGGUUCAGCUCAUCGGACCUAACGAGUCGACGACUAGACCUACGACACCCUCUGCCUCUUCGAUGUUGCCAGCCACGCCCAACCUCGGCCUCAUCCAGGGCGAGACAAACUCGAGCCCUGCUUCAUCCAUUGCACCCACAAACAAGAACGUCUUCCUCAACCUAUCGUCACCUGUCUCGGAGUCCGGCUCCAACUUGUCUCAAGGCCAGCGUCAACUGCUGUGCCUCGCCCGAGCGCUCUUGAAGCGCCCGAAUGUGCUGGUCAUGGACGAGGCAACGGCCUCCAUUGACUACGCCACCGACACCAAGAUCCAGGAGACGAUUCGCGAACUGACCAGCACCAUCAUCACCAUUGCCCACCGUCUGCAGACAAUCGUGGACUACGACAAGGUGCUCGUUCUGGAUAAGGGAGCCGUUGUCGAAUACGGCCACCCAUACGAGUUGAUUCGCAAGGAGACCGGCAGCUUCCGGGGCAUGUGCGAUAUGAGUGGAGAGCUAUCUAUUCUGAUCAAGGCCGCCAAGAAGAAGUGGGAUUCCGGAAGGCUAGUCGACAUUGACGACGAGGAAAUCGGUGACAGCCAGGCGACGGCCGUUGAAGAUGAAGCCCAGAAGAUUACCGAAGAGGCCAAGAAGAAGGCUGAGGCUGAAGCCCAGGCCAGAGAGAGAGCGGAGCAAGAUGCCAAGAAGGCACAAGAGGCGGAUGAGGAGGCGAAGAGAAAAGCGGAAGAGGAUGCCAAGAAGAAGGCGUCUGACGAGGAAGCAAAGACGUCCGAGGAAGAGGACAAGCGAAAAGCUGAGGAAAAGGCAAAGGCCGACGAGGAGGCCAGGAAGGCUGGCGGAGGAUAG